This is a messenger RNA of Candoia aspera, 1144 nucleotides long. Its product is annotated as potassium channel subfamily K member 3-like. NCBI's taxonomy places the organism in Eukaryota, Metazoa, Chordata, Lepidosauria, Squamata, Candoiidae. The transcript has a single exon. Gene Ontology annotation, biological process: stabilization of membrane potential; potassium ion transmembrane transport. The record is from RefSeq and is a predicted model, not a curated record. Gene Ontology annotation, cellular component: plasma membrane. Gene Ontology annotation, molecular function: potassium ion leak channel activity; open rectifier potassium channel activity; outward rectifier potassium channel activity. The coding region runs from base 27 to 887 and encodes 286 amino acids.
GCACUGAUGGUGGGAAAGUCUUUUGUAUGUUCUAUGCGCUGCUGGGGAUCCCACUCACCCUGGUCAUGUUUCAGAGUCUGGGCGAGAGGAUCAACACCUUUGUGAGAUACCUUCUCCACCGUAUCAAGAAGUGCCUUGGCAUGAGACGGCCAGAAGUAUCAAUGGCCAACAUGGUCACUAUUGGAUUCUUCUCCUGCAUCAGCACGCUUUGCAUUGGGGCUGCGGCAUUCUCCUACUAUGAGAAUUGGACCUUCUUCCAGGCCUACUACUACUGCUUUAUCACCCUCACCACCAUUGGUUUUGGGGAUUACGUGGCCCUUCAGAAAGAACACGCCCUCCAGACCAAGCCCCAAUAUGUGGCCUUCAGCUUUAUCUACAUCUUAACUGGGCUGACAGUCAUUGGGGCCUUUCUCAACUUGGUGGUGCUACGGUUCAUGACCAUGAAUGCUGAGGAUGAAAAGCGGGAUGCUGAACACCGAGCACUGCUCACCCGCAACGGGCAGGCCAGCAGUGUACAUACUACAGACACUACUGCUUCCUCAACUGCUGCUGCAUUAGGGGGAAUAGGGGGAGGUGGAAGCAGCAGCGGUAGAGGAGGACUCCGAAAUGUUUAUGCUGAGGUUCUCCACUUCCAAUCUAUGUGCUCCUGCCUCUGGUACAAGAGCCGGGAGAAGCUGCAGUACUCUAUCCCCAUGAUAAUCCCCAGAGACCUCUCCACCUCAGAUACCUGCAUGGAACAGAGCCACUCCUCCCCUGGGCAUUACCCAGAGACUCCAUCCAGCAGAUGCUUCUGCAACACUCAGCGUUCAGCCAUCAGCUCUGUUUCCACAGGACUUCAUAGCCUCUCAGCCUUCCAAGGACUUAUGAAGCGCCGAAGUUCUGUGUAAAGACGAGGAGCCCUUUUACAAACUCUCCUUCACUACUGAAAGAAAAAAAAAAAACAGGCAGGCACGAAAACCCAGGUGGAGAUAAAUGACAACACAACUUAGAAUUUAUAAAAAUAAUGCAACUAUAAAAAGGGGGAAAGAGCAUGCACCUUGGGUGUGUGCAAUAAACUGAUGGAUCAAGCAGAGGUUGGCUAUGAGGGGCAAUCUCCUGGGGACACUGAACCACCAGAGUCUCUAGACCAGGACCUAGUAGUGGA